AUUUCUCAAUCCAUAUCCCCUUUUUAUUUUUUGUUGUCUCCUUUUUCCGGGUUUCGCACCGAGUGGGCUGGCGAAUAGAAAAGUCCGAGAAAACAAAUUCUCCCCUCUCUCUCUCUAGCCCAGACCGCGUGACGAGCAGUCGUACAACGUAAUCUUCUCUCUCUACAGACCCAAAUAGAACUUUCAUUUUUCCUUUGAAAUUUCCACCUCUCUCUGCUCUCUCGCUCUUUAGUCUACUCCGCCUCCAUUUCGAAAACUCAAAUUCUUUUGGUUUCGUUACCAAGUCUCUCUCUCCCCCUUCUCCUUCUCUUCCGCAUCUAGCUCCACUUCGCGCCAUGGCCGGACGCUUCGACCCCAAUCCUUUCGACGAGGAGGAAGUGAAUCCAUUCUCAAAGCCUGCAAACUCAAGGUUGUCGCCGCUUCCUCCCGAGCCUGCUGGUUUCGGUGGCUAUAAUCAUGGUGCAACAGUUGAUAUUCCUAUUGAUUCAUCUACGGACUUGAAAAAGAAAGAGAGGGAACUGCAGGCCAAGGAGGCUGAACUUCGCAGGAGGGAACAGGAUAUCAAAAGACGGGAAGAAGCAGCUUCCAGAGCUGGAAUACAACUGGAGGAGAAAAAUUGGCCACCUUUUUUCCCAAUCAUCCACCAUGAUAUAUCCAAUGAGAUACCAAUUCACUUGCAAAGGAUUCAGUAUGUUGCUUUUUCGACGUUCUUAGGAUUGACUCUCUGCCUUCUAUGGAAUAUAGUUGCUGUGACAACAGCGUGGAUCAAGAAUGAAGGUGUGAAGAUAUGGUUUCUUGCCAUUAUCUACUUCAUAUCAGGAGUUCCAGGAGGCUAUUUCUUGUGGUACCGUCCACUGUACCGGGCAUUUCGGACUGAUAGUGCUUUGAAGUUUGGGUGGUUUUUCUUCUUCUAUCUGAUCCAUAUCGGCUUCUGCAUUAUUGCUGCGGUUGCUCCUCCCAUCUUUUUCAAAGGAAAAUCUCUCACUGGCGUGCUGGCUGCAAUCGACGUCAUAGGAAAUAGCCUUCUGGUUGGGAUCUUCUACUUCAUCGGGUUCGGACUGUUCUGUGUCGAAAUUGUUCUCAGCAUUUGGGUUCUCCAGCAAGUAUACAUGUACUUCCGUGGAAGCGGUAAAGCAGCAGAGGUCAGGCGUGACGCUGCGAGAGGAGCAGUGAGGGCAGCAAUAUGAUUUCCCGACGCUUUCAGAGAACAAACAGGUUACGACUGCCAUGUGGAUCUAGGGUUGUAUAUGCGCAGAGCUUCUACGUACAUGUUUCCUUUAUAGAGAGUGAUAUGCCCCUCCCCUGCCUCUGCUUUAUCCGGGAAUCAGUCUCUUUGUUUAACAGACGACAGUUUUCAUUACCCUUUUGCUAUUCCAUUUCUCGUUGGAGUGUUCUGCUCGCCCUUUUUGUAUAUUUGAUUGUACCGAAGAGAUCAAGGAUUUAUUUUCUUGCUCUAGUAUUAGUUUUCUUCCUAGUGAAAGUUGAUUGGUCGUGAUGAUGCUUGUGUCCCUAUAUUCCCCAGCUAAAUUUGAAUCAUGUUGCAUUCUUCCUCCUGCUCUAGCUUAAGAGACCAUAUGGCAACUCGUUCAAUUACUCUCCGUUCGUAUUAGCUCUCUAUGUUGCUAACACGUCUGGUUUUUGUGUGAGCCGUCUAAUUGAGGAUCUUGCACGUUUCUGAUUGUUCGAUGGUCUCGUCUGUCAGCACUUCGUACACAAAAGGGAAAGAAAGAAUACCUCAAACUCAUCAUCUCAUAUCUAUAAGAGUGAUAAGACUAGAAGAUAAUAAGAUCACAUAUCAUCAUAUCACCAUCGUGUGAAGAUCAUCGCCUUAGUAGACAUUACUACUUCAACAUACACACAUAUAUAUAGCAGUGUGGCACUACUAUAAGCAAACCGCCGGCCACCCCCGAGUAAGCGACGCAUUUCUUCUUGCAAUCCAUGGUGCACCCUCCACCACCACCUCCGCUGCCGUACCCUUUCCCGGAGCGGCCGUAGGCGGAGAAGCACUUGGCCGGGCAGCGGAGCUUCUUGUUGAAGCAGGGGCCUUUCUCCUUGCAGACCACGGACGGCCUCCGCCUUUCGGGCCUCCAAACCCGGACCCGUACCCGCCGC
This is a messenger RNA of Linum tenue, 2112 nucleotides long. The record is from the annotation of a GenBank genome assembly. NCBI's taxonomy places the organism in Eukaryota, Viridiplantae, Streptophyta, Magnoliopsida, Malpighiales, Linaceae.